Pocillopora meandrina is the source of this 2666-nucleotide messenger RNA. The record is from the annotation of a GenBank genome assembly. Lineage: Eukaryota; Metazoa; Cnidaria; Anthozoa; Scleractinia; Pocilloporidae.
AUGGCGGAGCUUAGUGCGUAUCGGGAUCAACAUUUUAGGGUAGGUAUUCAUUCCAGAGGUUUCUUUUCUCACCAUGAUUCAGAUGUUACGCUUUCCAAUAAAUUAAAAUUUCUUCUCUGUCUCGUUGUUGUCAUAGGGCACUCGCGGAGAGCUGGAAAAUCUGCUAGAAACCAGUUCGACAUUGUAUGUCGGGAAUCUGUCUUUUUACACUACGGAAGAACAGAUUUAUGAGUUAUUCGCUCGCGCAGGAGACUUAAAAAGGAUUAUAAUGGGAUUGGACAAAGUGAAAAAGACCCCUUGCGGAUUUUGCUUCGUAGAGUAUCCUUUUACAUUAAUAAAGCUUUGAAUGACAAUCUUUUCUUUCAUGCGCUUGAAAACGUGAUAGCGAAAUGUGGUUGCAAAUUGAUUUCCCAUUAAAUAAAAAGUUAUGAAAGAAAUUGAUGUCGUCACCAUAAACUUGUCGCCAUUCUCUAGUUAACAGUUUUGUUCCGAACCUUCGGCGUUUUUUUACUUGUAAUUUCCAUAAACCAGAGUGAUUUUGGUCACAAACUGGUAUUCUGGAAAUUAACCCUUUACAACCCAGCAUCUGUAUACAUAUUCUCUAUACUGUUCUCCAUAUAUUUACAGCGGUACUGAUCAGGAGAAUUUGUUCGUUAAUCAAGAGGUUCUUUAGUUGGUGGUCAUUGCUUUUCUUCUUAUCACUUUAAUGUUUGGCUUAAAGUCGUGAUUCUGUAAAGAGAAAUUAGAUAUUAGUCACUCUUAGGAGUUAAAGGGUUUACGUGGCUGUACAGAAGAGGUCAUCAAGAUGUAAGAUUUAGUUGUGCAACAAUUGUCUUGUUUUAGUCAUCAUGAUUUCACUUCCUUAGCUUUCCACAAGAUAUUACACUCGUGAGGAUGCACAAAAUGCCAUGUGGUACAUCAAUGGAACAAGACUAGAUGAUCGUAUUAUACGGACAGACUGGGAUGCAGGUUUCGUAGAAGGACGUCAAUAUGGUCGUGGGAAAACUGGGGGACAGGUAGGACACUUAAUGGUUCAUACACGUAGAACCAUAUGAUAUACCUUGGAAAUUUUGCAGGUUUGAUGUUUCCAGAUUUUGCAGAAUACCCUUCAUCAACAAUAAAAAUAGUUGCCAGCACAACAAAAUAUGGGAUAACUUAAGGCCUCAAAAAUGACUUCCUUGAGGUUACUGUCAACAAAAUAAGGUACCUUCUGGAAAAAAUCAUCCAAUAUGUGCUACUUUUAAAGAAACCAUAGAAAACUACAUAUCACUGUAAAGCUUAUAAAGUAUAAAUUAUGAAAAUAAAAUGUUUCACAGUUUUUGUUUUGGUAGGUGAGUGUAAGCCUUUAAAUACAGCUCUAACAAUGUUUGCUUGACUGAAUUACGGGUCUCCUUGUUACUGUGAACCUCAAAACAAACUAGAAGGAAUCACUCAGCAGAUAAUAGGGUAACAAAGAGUGGGAAGCUUUUUUGAUAGUUGAUAGUCAGGGAGGAUUUGCCUGCACAUCACUCAACUAAGUUUUGGUCACCAUCAGCCAAUCAUAGUCUACAAAUAUGUCAAUGAAGAGGGAUGUGCAACAUUAUUGUGGUUAAGCAGCCAAAAAAACAUUUCUCUCUCCUUCAUUUUCAGGUGCGAGAUGAGUAUAGAACUGAUUUUGACCCUGGCAGAGGGGGUUUUGGUAAACAAGGGCAGCAGAGCUCAGGAGUUAUAAGCGGUCCUCCGGUUUCUUACUCAAAGCGGUGACACAUGCUUUGUAUGCAGAGUUCUUUGACAUUGAAAUGAAAAUGUGUUCUUUCUUUAGCUUCUCAGCUUGUGAAAAAUACUAGUGAUUCUAAAGGACAACAAUAAUAGGCUACAAGUGCAAAUGUACAUGUAGUACUAUUUGAUGUGGCUCUCACAAGGAUUCUAUGUGCAAGUGUCAUAUAACUAAAGAAAUAUCAAAAAGCAAAAGGAAUUAGUUUGGUUCAGGCCUUACGAAAAACACCAUGUUUCCUCAGAUCUCUCCUUAAGUAGAAGGCCAACAAUUUUUGAGUUAAGUACAGUUACUGUGUGAUUUCCUUAAGCACCCAAGCUGUUGCAGUAAUAGCGAAGAGCACUGCUCAGUAUCAUUUUAAGUUUAAAAGAAGUGCUGUUAAGGAACAUCAAUUUCUCCACAUGUGCUAUAUGGAUACAAGACUGAUUUGGAAGAGGAUCAAGCAAUCUAUCACAUGAACUCCUUCCUUUAAUGAGGAAAUUAGCAGUGUACAGGUGUGGUCACCAUACAAAGUGUUGGAAUUUUUUUCCUACUAGGCAGUAACCAGUGCAUAAAAAUAUUUUUAACUGAAGUUGCUUUUUAAGUUGUAAUAAUUUUUUUACCUAGCAUGUUAAGUUAAUGCCAUACCAAUUGAUUAAGUUAAUUAUCAAUGAUGUUUCUUCAAUCUUACAAAAAACAGUCCAUAAAAGUAUGUACAUGUACCAGUGUGUUUUCAAUUAUAAUUUAUUUUUACAUCACAAUUUCAUUUAUUGACUACAUCCUCUGAAACACUUGUAUCUCCUUCCUUAAAAAAAAAUGUUCUUUCACAAUGUAUUGCAAACACUGUAGGAUUACGUUUCUUUCAUGUCAAACAUCUGGUGCCAACAGCUGUUGUUGUUUUUACCUAGGAUGUUAAGUUAAUGCCAUAUCACCU